AUGCCAUUCUGGUCUCGGAAGGGGUCAAAGACCAAAGCGGCGGAUAGGUCCAAGUCAGUGGACAAGCCCGAGUCCGUGUCCAGGGAGGAAGAAUGCAGGGAAAAGUACAACUACGCGAGGAACCGGUAUCGUCGACUGGUUCCCACCGACACCGUUUGUAAAACCGGUGAACAAGAAGAGGUCGAGGAAUGGGCCGAACAAUACACCAAAGAGGUAGCACUGGGCAUCCUCAUCCUCCAGCGCCUACAUCGUCUGCAGUUGCUCGGGUCUCUCACCUCAGAAAGGCUCCGCCGGCACGGGGAAACUCUCACCAAAGUGAACGACAGCACGCCACCACCGGCUUACAGUAAGCCGGCGCAGGGGCAUCCUCACCUGGAAGCCGAGGUGAUCGAGCUCCGCAGAGACUACUGGAAGCAUCAACUUCGGUUGCAGGACGAGUACCGACGGCGUCCACAUCCGACAAGUCCACGCAUGGACCUGUUUCUGGUCGGCCAUGAAUAUAAGAAUCAGUAUGGCUAG
Messenger RNA from Aspergillus brunneoviolaceus CBS 621.78, 519 nucleotides. RefSeq lists its product as uncharacterized. NCBI's taxonomy places the organism in Eukaryota, Fungi, Ascomycota, Eurotiomycetes, Eurotiales, Aspergillaceae. The record is from RefSeq and is a predicted model, not a curated record. The coding region runs from base 1 to 519 and encodes 172 amino acids. The transcript has a single exon.